Molecule: messenger RNA, 414 nt
Organism: Drosophila navojoa
Lineage: Eukaryota; Metazoa; Arthropoda; Insecta; Diptera; Drosophilidae
Source: RefSeq, a predicted model, not a curated record
AUGGCUCCAUUUUCCAUUUGCUCCCAGUGCAAGGCGAGAACUCGCAAGGUGACUAGGGAUGCCCACACAUUAAAGCAAAUUUACUUGUGCCCCACUUGCUUCAAUGCUAAAGCUGACGCGAAGAAUAUUGAGAAGGAAAAAGACCCAAAGCAGACAAAUCAUAAACAGCAGCAGCCAGCGCAGGCCACGACGAAGCAAGUGGCCAAGCCAGCCAUAUUUGUAGUGAGGCAGUCAAAGGCGAAGCCCAAGGCGGUGAAGAAGCCAGUGGCGCAGUUCGCGCACGUUGCACCACCGAGAGUGCCACAAGGAGGUGCGCCAGGCAACAUUCCAAAGCAUACGCCGCCCUUAAUGGAGCCCGUGGUCAUAAAUGGGCGAAAGUAUAUUGCGAUUAGUGCCACAGCCUCUGGCUAUUAG